AUGUCGCCUGUGCUCCCCACCCACCACAACGAGCUUCACUCAGCAGCGUCGACCGCAUCACCUGGUGAUGACGAGAAGGCCCGCCGCGAGCACCCCUCUGUCAUCGCUCCAGGCAACCUCGUUGGUCGCAACCACCUCAUUGCCAUGCUGGGCGAGUUUGUUGGCACUUUCUUCUUCCUCCUCUUCUCUCUUGGAGGUACCAGCGUCGCCCUGCAGGCGGCCAACUCCGUCAACGGCAAGCUCAACGACGCCGGCGCAUCCCAGGCCAACUCUGACAACCUCCUCUACAUUGCUCUCGUCUUCGGUGUUUCCCUGGGCGCUUGCGUCUGGUGCUUCUUCCGUGUGUCGGGCGGUCUCUUCAACCCCGCGGUGACCCUGGCGUUUAUCGCGAUCCAGGGCAUCACCCCCGUCCGUGGCGUUCUCCUCAUGAUCGCUCAGUUCGCCGGUGGCCUGGCUGGCGCUGGUCUCGCGGACGGCCUCACCCCGGGUCCUCUCUUCGCGGCGACCACCCUCGGCGGCGGCGCGUCAAUUGUCCAGGGCCUGUUCAUUGAAGUCUUCAUGACCGCUAUGCUCGUCUUCACCAUCCUCAUGACCGCCGUUGAGAAGAACCGCGCCACGUUUGUGGCGCCCAUUGCCAUCGGCAUGUCGUUCUUCAUCUGCGAGGCCUUCUCGGUCUACUACACCGGUGGCUCGCUCAACCCUGCCCGUUCGCUCGGCCCCGCUGCCGUCAACAAGUCGUUCCCCGGUUACUUCUGGAUCUACUUUGUUGGCCCCGGCCUUGGCUCGCUUCUCGCGGUCGCCUUCUACAAGCUCCUCACAUUCCUCAACUACAGGACCAACCUCGGCCCCGACUGCGACGACGACGGCCACUCGUGGGACUACUCCAACGACAUGCGCGGCCGCCUCGACCGCAUCGAGAGCCUUCUCGCGCGCACCGCCGAGCAGCGCGCCAUCUAA
This is a messenger RNA of Cutaneotrichosporon cavernicola, 957 nucleotides long. RefSeq lists its product as uncharacterized. The record is from RefSeq and is a predicted model, not a curated record. The coding region runs from base 1 to 957 and encodes 318 amino acids. Gene Ontology annotation, molecular function: water channel activity. The transcript has 4 exons. Gene Ontology annotation, biological process: transmembrane transport; water transport. Lineage: Eukaryota; Fungi; Basidiomycota; Tremellomycetes; Trichosporonales; Trichosporonaceae. Gene Ontology annotation, cellular component: plasma membrane.